AAUUUAGCGUGGUAGACAUUUGUGCAAAUGAUCUGUGAUGUAUGGUAGGAAAUACAUUACCUUGCACACUGCUAGAAAUUGAGACACGAUUGGAGAAAAACUUGAAAGUGCCGCUAUUGAAAUUUUUGUAAUUUCUCGUUAAGAUGCUCGGUUCGGGAAGCACUCUACAGGGUCACUCACAUGCUCAUUCAACAAGAGCAUUCCGCUGUGACCUUUGCGUGCUAUCUUUUUCAUCCAGUCAACGCCUUGAAAUCCAUCGCAAGAAGCAUUUUACGGAGAAAAAUUUUACGUGUCAAAUUUGCGACUUGCAAUUCUUAAACUGUGACGAUUUAUCACUACACGUAAAAAUGCACCGUGGUACUUUAACACAGUGUACUACUACUGAUUUGACUAUGAAGACACGCUUUAACUGAUGUUUUUGAACAGUUUUCUUUUUGUUAUAUACUGUUAAUGGUUAAUGGGAAUAAAGCGAAUAAAUUUUGAGAUGGAAUUUCAAAAACAACUUCAAUGAGAGAGGUGUUUUAUUUUCAUGUCAAUGACAGACAACGGCGUUGCAAGAUGACACAUAUCUUUUAUUAUUCACUCUUUUUUCUUUGUUUAUUGUUUACCGCUUUUCUGCCUGUUUACUGAUCAAAGGAUAAUACGGAUAGCAAAGUUGUAGUUAAUUUGUUGAUGUAAAGAUAAAUGAAAUAAGUCCAAUUUUAAACAUUCAUUCAACUAACCUGUAGCUGUUUGCUGAAAACUGAUUUUCCUCCAUUGAAAAUGAUUGUAAUCAUGACAAUUUGUCGUUAGUUAUUACUCUUAUGAAUUUGAGAAUCUAAGCGGUUGUUCAUAAUAAUCUUAACCACUUGCUGAAACGAGCUGGUAUCUAUAAAUUGAAAUUUAUUUUUCUCAUGAGUAUGUGUAACCUUCGUGAUAUUUACUUCUUCAAGUUCUUCUUUGUCAUUGAAAUCAUGUUCCCCUUGUGACCAGUUAAAUUUUUUUUCUUUUAGUCAUGAUGGUCCACACCACCAUGGUUCAAAGGAUCUAAGUUUUUCGGGAAGAAAUCCUCUUGUAACCACGUCUACUGCAUUAUGUUCUGAUGGGAUAUGCCGAAAAACGAACUUUGUUUUUUUGUUUCCUCG
Molecule: messenger RNA, 1124 nt
Organism: Loa loa (African eye worm)
Lineage: Eukaryota; Metazoa; Nematoda; Chromadorea; Rhabditida; Onchocercidae
Product: zinc finger protein
Exons: 2
Coding region: 144-413 (89 amino acids)
Source: RefSeq, a predicted model, not a curated record